GCAAACUGUGAACAUGGUGUUUUUUUUCACAGAUACAAUACAAUUAGCGAAGUAUGGCGCAAUGACUAGCACUCUGAAUCCAACGAUCGGAGUUCAAAUCUCGAUUGAACGUAACAUUUUGUCACCAUCAUAGACAGUUGUCCUAGCUACAUUUACGCUGUGUAAUUGCAUUCUUGCUAGUUCGAUUUUCAUUAGCUGUGCAAUAUCAAGACUGUUUGUAACCAAACUGUCUUCCCCUUUGCAACCCAUCUAGAAGAGACGUAAAGGGUUAAUCCAACAUGGCGACCUCCGUAGCUAAAUAUUUUUUACUCUCUCGAUGUUCAGAAAUCAUUCGGUCCUUUACUCGACAAAGGAAAUUGCCCCCUGUGUGUAUAAGAAACAGAAACCUCCUCAGCCAAUGUCCAAGUUUUAGUUAUGGUAACAGAGCGUCUGACAACCCACAGGAUGGACAUGUGAACAUUCCAGUCGACCGUCUCACAGUAUCCUACAGCCGAAGCAGUGGUCCAGGUGGUCAACAUGUUAACAAAGUCAGCACAAAAGCAGAGGUCCGCUUCCACGUCUAUACAGCAGAUUGGAUCCCAGAAGACGUUCGACAAAAGAUCAUCUUAAAUAAUAAAAACCGUAUCAACAAGGCAGGGGAGUUGCUGGUGACGUCAGAGCAGAGCAGGAGCCAGCAGAGAAACAUGGGGGACUGCAUUCAGAAGAUCUCUGACAUCAUAGCCAAGGCCACUGAAAAGCCCCAUGAGCCUUCAGCAGAGGACAUAGCCCUCAGAGCAUCCAGGUUAGAGAAGAGGAAUAAGGAGAGACUGAAACAGAAGAAGCUCCAUUCAGCAGUCAAGCACACCAGACAAGUGUAUUUCGACUGAGGGUCGGAAACAUUCAUUCGUUGUCUAUUUUCUUGGUUAACCAAUAAAUUGAACACUCAAUUUGUUUGAAAGUAUUUCCACUUGUUGAGUUUUUGGAGACAUGCUGAUUUGAGGUGAUUGUUGUGGCAGUAUUUUUGCAUUAAUUAAAAAUAAAAGCGUUUCAAAGAA
Molecule: messenger RNA, 1034 nt
Organism: Oncorhynchus kisutch (coho salmon)
Lineage: Eukaryota; Metazoa; Chordata; Actinopteri; Salmoniformes; Salmonidae
Gene: mrpl58
Product: mitochondrial ribosomal protein L58
Exons: 6
Coding region: 279-866 (195 amino acids)
Biological process (GO): mitochondrial translational termination
Cellular component (GO): mitochondrial large ribosomal subunit
Molecular function (GO): translation release factor activity, codon nonspecific; peptidyl-tRNA hydrolase activity
Source: RefSeq, a predicted model, not a curated record